AUGCUACGCUUGGAUAUGGUGGAGGCAACCCAUGUUGUUAUCCAACACGAUCCAUCAACUAUUAUUGGUUCUAUGGUCGCAACAGAUGCAAUGGCACUGGAUGCGUCAAUCCUGGAUACGCUGGCAGCGGCAUCGGUUGCGAUUCGGGACGUAUGGGCUUUGGGUAUACUAUGCAAUGGCACUGGAUGCGUCAAUCCUGGUUACGCUGGCAUCGGCAUCGGUUGCGAUUCUGGACGUAUGGGGUUUGGGUCUACUCUUAGUGGUUGUGCUACUUACGGAAUAGCAGUACCACCUCCAGUGCCGCCACCACCGUUGCAGAAUAUUUGUUGUUGA
Molecule: messenger RNA, 333 nt
Organism: Strongylus vulgaris
Lineage: Eukaryota; Metazoa; Nematoda; Chromadorea; Rhabditida; Strongylidae
Source: the annotation of a GenBank genome assembly